Acinonyx jubatus (cheetah) is the source of this 1024-nucleotide messenger RNA. Its product is annotated as olfactory receptor 7D4-like. Gene Ontology annotation, molecular function: G protein-coupled receptor activity; olfactory receptor activity. Lineage: Eukaryota; Metazoa; Chordata; Mammalia; Carnivora; Felidae. Gene Ontology annotation, biological process: G protein-coupled receptor signaling pathway. The coding region runs from base 69 to 1007 and encodes 312 amino acids. Gene Ontology annotation, cellular component: membrane. The record is from RefSeq and is a predicted model, not a curated record. The transcript has a single exon.
AGGAGGUGUCAGUUGACUCUUCACUGAAGGCUGCUUUUGCCUCCUUCUCCAGCAAACACACCAGAUACAUGGAAGCAGAAAACCAGACAGAAGUAUCAGUAUUCCUCCUCCAGGGUCUCUCAGAUGAUUCAGAACUGCAGCCUCUCCUCUUUGGCAUGUUCCUAUCCAUGUAUCUGGUCACUGUGCUUGGAAACCUGCUCAUCAUCCUGGCUGUCAGCUCUGACUCUCACCUCCACACCCCCAUGUACUUCUUCCUCUCCAACCUGUCCUUUGUUGACAUUUGUUUCAUCUCCACCACUGUCCCAAAGAUGCUGGUGAACAUCCAGGAAUGCAGCAAAGGCAUUUCCUAUAUAGAAUGCCUCAUUCAAGUGUAUUUUUUUAUGAUUUUUGCUGGAAUGGAUGAUUUCCUCCUGACUGUGAUGGCCUAUGACCGGUUUGUGGCCAUCUGCCACCCCCUACACUACACAGUCAUCAUGAACCCACGACUCUGUGUCCUCCUGGUUCUGAGUUGUUGGCUCACCCUUUUCUGGGUCUCCUUGAUUCAUAUUCUACUGGUGAGGCGGCUGACCUUCUGUACAGGCACUGAAAUUCCACAUUUCUUCUGUGAACUGGCUCAGAUUCUUAAAGCAGCCUGCUCUGACACCCUCAUCAGUAACAUCUGCUUGUAUGUUGCCACUGCACUGCUGUGUGUGUUUCCUCUCACUGGGAUCCUCUUCUCAUACUCUCAGAUUGUCUCCUCCUUAAUGAGGAUGUCGUCCAGUGAGGGCAAGUAUAAAGCAUUUUCCACUUGUGGGUCUCACCUCUCUGUGGUCUGUCUGUUCUAUGGGACAAGCCUGGGGGUCUACCUCACUUCUGCUGUGACCCAUUCUUCCCAGAGAAGUUCAAUUGCCUCAGUGAUGUACACUGUGGUGACCCCCAUGUUGAACCCCUUCAUCUACAGCUUGAGGAACAAGGAUGUGAAGGGGGCCCUGCAAAGAUUCCUCAGCAGAGCAACCUCAUGGCCAUGAUGGGCCACUAGCUUUGA